AUGGACGUGAAUAGCAGUAGAAUUCGAAGUAGCAGCAGAAGUAUAUGUAGUAAUAAUAAUAGUAGUAGCAACAGCGGUAGUAUUGGUAAUAACAGUAGAAUUAGUAGUAACAGAAGUAGCAGCAGCAGUAGUAUACGUAGUAAUAAUAAUAGUAGUAGCAACAGCGGUAGUAGUGGUAAUAAUAAUAAAAUUAGUAGUAACAGAAGUAGCAGCAGUAGCAGUAGUAGUAGCAGCAGUAGUAUACGUAGUAAUAAUUAUAGUAGUAGCAACGGCGGUAGUAGUGGUAAUAAUAGUAGAUUUAGUAGUAACAGAAGUAGCAGUAGUAGCAGCAGCAGCAGUAGUAUACGUAGUAAUAAUUAUAGUAGUAGCAACGGCGGUAGUAUUGGUAAUAACAGUAGAAUUAGUAGUAACAGAAGUAGCAGCAGCAGUAGUAUACGUAGUAAUAAUAAUAGUAGUAGCAACAGCGGUAGUAGUGGUAAUAAUAAUAAAAUUAGUAGUAACAGAAGUAGCAGCAGCAAUAGCAGUAGUAGCAGCAGCAGCAGUAGUAUACGUAGUAAUAAUUAUAGUAGUAGCAACGGCGGUAGUAUUGGUAAUAACAGUAGAAUUAGUAGUAACAGAAGUAGCAGCAGCAGUAGUAUACGUAGUAAUAAUAAUAGUAGUAGCAACAGCGGUAGUAGUGGUAAUAAUAAUAAAAUUAGUAGUAACAGAAGUAGCAGCAGUAGCAGUAGUAGUAGCAGCAGUAGUAUACGUAGUAAUAAUUAUAGUAGUAGCAACAGCGGUAGUAGUGGAGAAGUAGCAGCGGCAGCAGUAGUAGUGGCAGUAGUAGUGGCAGAUUCGGCAACAAUAAAAGUAGUGACAGCAAGUAGUAAUAGUAGUAGUAGUAGUAGAAGCAGCAGCAGUAUCAGAAGCAGCAGUGGCUGCAGCAGAAACGUUAUACGGAACGAGCUUUAUCCCGCGUCACAAUACAUAACUGCCUGGGGUUCAUGCUAA
Molecule: messenger RNA, 990 nt
Organism: Mercenaria mercenaria
Lineage: Eukaryota; Metazoa; Mollusca; Bivalvia; Venerida; Veneridae
Exons: 4
Coding region: 1-990 (329 amino acids)
Source: RefSeq, a predicted model, not a curated record